Molecule: messenger RNA, 2400 nt
Organism: Neospora caninum
Lineage: Eukaryota; Apicomplexa; Conoidasida; Eucoccidiorida; Sarcocystidae
Exons: 3
Coding region: 1-2400 (799 amino acids)
Molecular function (GO): mRNA (2'-O-methyladenosine-N6-)-methyltransferase activity; RNA polymerase II C-terminal domain binding
Source: RefSeq, a predicted model, not a curated record
AUGGUUCUGCAGCAAGCCAAGGAUAGCACUGAAAAGAACUCUGAGCUCCUAGACGCGGCAGUCGUCAGGCUCAAGAAAAAACUUGAUUGCGAAUCUUUUCCUGAGGGCCUGCCUGCGGCCGCGGCCGAUUUCGAACUGAAGCUAACACAGCAUCUUGAGAGGACGAAUUUCUAUGGAUCUCAUGAGUUGGGAGGUAGGAAUGAGUUUUUCAUGUACGCCGUCGAGCCCUCUGCCGUCCUGGGCGGGCCUCUUCCCGCAAAGAUGGCGGAGACUCCAUCCACCACGUCCGUUCAUGCCGACAUUUCUCCCUCACACUCAGAGGCAUAUCUCUUCACGAAGGCCAAAGAUACCAUACCAGCCGAGGUGUCAGGUUCAUCAAACGAUUGCCUCAUUUGUGAAACUGGGCCUGGUGGUUCCAUUUGCCCCUGGGUUUGCAGCAAACCCUACAGGAGCUGGCCACUCAUUGAACUUGUCCGGCAGUACGAGAUACUCGGGGUCCGAUAUCAAUACGAGCAACUGUGCCAAUCCUUGAUGGAGAGCAUAGGACAGGAUGUGUCAGGCAUGAGAAAGUGCGGCGCUGCGGAACGGAGCGGACGAUUCGCCCCUCGGGAGUCUUUCAACCGCUGGCUCAUGGAGCGGCGCUCCGUAAUGGCAGCACACGUCGAUCCUCUUAUUCCGUCACCCACAGUACGUUCUUUGUCCGCACGUGAAGACAACGUGGUCCAAGAAAGUCCAUCCGCCUCGAUUGCUCGAGAGAUCUUGGACGACUUGCCCAUGAAAAUUCACAUCGGGGAAACAAGCGCGGAGACAAGAGGAAACAUCCUGCGGUUCAGCCGACUGCUUGUCUCGGAAAUCCGCGCGAACCCAAAAACUGCUGCAGCACUUUCUCCUGCUGACGUCGAACCGAUUAUGCAAUGGAUUCGAGAGCUGCAGGAUGGGGAAGAAACUCCGUGCAUUCCUAGUGCCAACAUCGGACUUAAUGCGAGACCCCAAAGUUCUGAAGAUUCCGUCCAGGACUCCCUUCCACAGCCCACCAAGGGGAAAAACCACACCAAUGAAGAUUCACCGCAGACAGUUGACGAGAAGGUGGUAGAUGUUAACCCCUUUCAGGGCUCCACAAAAGAAGAUGUGUAUAACACCGUUCGGCUAGCCAGGCCGGUCGUGGAGCGUUUGUAUGCUGAGAAGGUAUCUCGUGUUGUACGUCAACUCCAACAAAUUUCCCGGGAUGCUGCCAAUCGAGUAGAAAAGUUCUGCAAGUCUGGCACCUCUUCCAAAGAGACUGGCGUGGUAAAUAGCCCGGAUGCCUCCGCGAGUCGAGAGACGUUCGCUCGCCAAUUCAAGCGACGGUGUGUCGUCCCGCGAGGCGGCGAAGUGCAGUUCGGGAGCGUCAAAUGGAUGAGUGGCAGAAACACCGAGUUUUUCGAGUUCACGGACGACCUGAAUGCUCGUUUUGAAGAUGCCUGUGCUGUCUCUGCCCCUGGACAGCAGAAUUUGUCGAGAAAGUAUGCUAUCAAAGGAUAUAAACUAGCGCAAUUGUGGAGGCGGUUUGCGCUGAAGUCUGGGACAAAGGGGAAAUCGGACUCAAAGAGUGAAGUACUCUGCAGAAAAAGCCUGGACGCCGGAUGCGUCUGCGAAGGGCAGGGUUGGCGAGGAGGCGACUGGACUUGCACGUGUGUGCGAGAUCUCAUUAAUAGGAUUCGAAGCGUGGAAUCAAUCGGGCCGCUCUUUGCGUCAGCUGUGUUUGCUCUUCUGUGUAGAUACCAUUGCAUCUGCGGAUGCCAGAAUCAAGGCAAGGGACUGCAGUGUGCGGUACCUCCUAAUGUUCUUGACGUCCUUCGCGAGGACCUAGAAGUCAACUGCGAGCUCUUUGCCUCUCCCUUCAACGUGUACCUCGACAAUUAUUGUUCGAUCUUCCCCGAUGUGGACGUGAUGUUUGGUAGCUGGGGAUCCUUCUUCGACCCUUCCUUCGAACUUGUGGAGGGCUCGUUUGAGGCAAAUCCUCCCUUCGACGAGGUUCUCAUGGCACGCAUGGUUGAGCGACUGCUGCUGUGGCUCAGAAAAAGUGAGGAAAGCCAGGAGGGAUCGCGGCCCCUGUCUUUCUGUUUGUCUUUACCGGACUGGUCGAACGGGCCGUCGGAUUUCAUGGACUUGCUGAAAAAGUCGAAAUACCUACGCUACGCAGACGUCAUCCCUGAAGGAAAACACUCGUAUCUGAAUGGAUUUCAGCAUUUCUGUCAUGCAUCUGACCUUCAGGUCCCGGCGGUGUGUGGUACAUUUUUCGCUGUGCUCCAAAAUGAUGCUGGGACAAAAGCGUGGCCUGUUACUGAUACCUUCAUAAAGCGUCUAAAGGAGGCUUGGAGUGCCUACGACGCAUAUGACAAUGCUGGCGUGUCACUCUAG